GGUUGACUGUCAUGGCAGCGCCCUAUGGAAUGCACCCAUGAAUGCACUAGCAAACGAUAAGUGAAGCCCUUUCAUUAAAAGACCUAACCUAGCUAUAUUUCGCGGAGCAGAGGGCAGUCAUGAAUUUUAAAGAGGUGUUGAAGUGGAACACACGACUGUCUGCGGUGUACGCUGUCGGCAUCUGGACCAUGGUCGGUUCCUACGCCUUCUUCAGAUACACAGGGCGCUAUAAGGACACGCCGGUGAAAGAAGAGGUGCCAGAGCCGGAAGAUCCAAACAAGGUCGUCUACCUGUCUGAUCACUCCAAAACUGUCAUCGUCUACAAGAAAGACUUUGUCCCGUACAGCACAAGGAUCUACAAUUUCAUCAAAUCCUUCAGCAGUCAACCUGGGAGUGGAGACGGUGACAAAUAGCUGCAUCAGUGCAAAGGAUGGUGGACACUGAACUUGCUAAGUGCAAGUUUUUACAACGCACUAUGAAUGAAUGCUUCUGUGUGAAGGACAUUGUCUUUAUUUGUAAAAUAAAUUCCAGUACACUUUUGAGG
Messenger RNA from Perca flavescens (yellow perch), 544 nucleotides. Its product is annotated as small integral membrane protein 26. Lineage: Eukaryota; Metazoa; Chordata; Actinopteri; Perciformes; Percidae. The record is from RefSeq and is a predicted model, not a curated record. The coding region runs from base 120 to 413 and encodes 97 amino acids. The transcript is spliced from 2 exons.